AUGAGCAAGGUGUUCAUGGAUGGAGGAAGUGGUCUAAACCUCCUGUUUGCAAGCACAAUGAAGGCGAUGGGUAUAACAGUCGAUAUGUUAAAGGAAUCUGACACUGGUUUCCACGACAUCAUCCCGACCCGACCCGCAUAUCCACUUGGCAAAAUCUCGUUUGACGUCAUCUUUGAUACACCCGACAAUUUCAGGAAGGAAAGGCUUGAGUUUGAGGUAGUAGAUUGGGAAUCACAGUACCACGCCAUCCUCGGCCGACCAACAUUUGCCAAGUUCAUGGCAGUUCCUCAUUAUGCGUACUUAAAACUCAAGAUGCCAGGCAAUAACGGGACUACAAUAACUGUUCAUGGAAGUUUUUCUCGUUCCGAUAAUUGUGACAAGGAUUUCCAGAAGAUCGCCUCCAAAUUCGGAGUUAGGGAAGAGCUCAAUGCACUAGACGUACUCACCGACCAUACGCAGCCACCUGCCGAUAAUCGGAAUACAAAGUCCGACGAGUUUGACGCCGCCAAAGAAGCAAAGAAGCAUCAAGUGCAUCCCUCUGAUCCAAAGAAGACGAUUAUCGUCGUCACUGAAGCUCCACUAAAGAAUAUACUCACCAAUCCAGAUGCCACAUGUCGGGUAUCUCAGUGGGGCCAUCGAGUUAGUGCCACAUGA
Molecule: messenger RNA, 654 nt
Organism: Lolium perenne
Lineage: Eukaryota; Viridiplantae; Streptophyta; Magnoliopsida; Poales; Poaceae
Source: RefSeq, a predicted model, not a curated record